UUCUAGAAGAAAGAAGAAGAAGAGAUAUAUCAAAGUGUCCACCUACCUCCUGACGUAUCAAGAUGUUGCCUUAGCGGCACCUAUUCGCGUUACACUGACCUGCCCGCACCGUCCUUCUUCGUGAAGACGUCCGGUAUAGACGUUGUGUCCAGACCUCAUCCAUUGCUGACACUGCACAUCGGCAUGGCAACGAAAUGUGUCCGCAAGGGCUGCGGCAAGACCUUUACAGACGCCGACGAGGUCUGUUACUACCACCCAGGACCACCCGAGUUUCACGAAGGCCAGAAAGGAUGGAAGUGCUGCAAGCCCCGUGUGCUCACCUUCGACGAGUUCAUGAACAUUCCACCCUGUACCACAGGCACACACUCGACCGUUGACGACACGCCGACCGUCCGCGAACCGGCGCAGACCGACGAACAGCUCGAAGCACAGAUCAGAAAAGCUGCGCCUACACCCACGCCCACGCAGGAUGAAAGCGCGCUGCCGCCUCCCGUCUCGCGGGCACCUCUGGCAGCCCCAACUGCCCGAGCCUCGACUACUCCCGCGCCGCCUGAAGACGAGGACGACGAUCCGAGCAUUCCCAUACCCCAGGGUGCAACGUGUAAGCGGAAGUCGUGUGGGGUGGUAUACCAAGACGGAAAGGAUCGAGAGGGGGAAGAAUGCGUGCAUCACCCGGGUCAAGCUCUUUUCCACGAAGGUAGCAAAGGCUGGACGUGCUGCAAACGACGCGUGCUCGAGUUUGACCAAUUCAUGAAAAUUGCUGGAUGUCGGACCAAGUCCCGACAUCUCUUUGUGGGCCGGGCCAAGGCUCCCGAUGAAGAGGAGGCAUUGAAGGAGGUGCGGAAUGACUUUUACCAGACAGCGACCUCGGUCAUAGCUUCGCUCUACCUGAAGAAGAUUGACAAGGAGAGGUCAAAGGUGAUAUUUGACGAAAGUGGCGGCACAGUGGAGCUGGAUUUACACACGAGCGAUGCCAAGUCAUACCAGACGAGAAUGGAGCUGUAUGGUCCCAUUAAGCCUGGCGAGAGCAAGUUCAAGGUUAUGGGCACGAAGCUAGAACUGACGCUGGCCAAAGCAGAUGGGCAAGGGUGGCCGGUGCUUCGAGCAGACGAUCCGCAUACGGGAGAGAUUAUUCAGGCGGGCAGAGCAGGGAGAGUCUGAAAAAAGGGCACGAGCAGAAGAUGGUGUUCAGCGAGGGCAUUGGCCACGAAGUUCAGCAUGCCCAGCAGAUAUAGCUCUCGAACUAUCUUGUCGCUUACUCUCCUGCGAGUAACUUUGUCACAUCAUGUCCUGUCAUGUCCCCUUGUCAUGUUAGAUAGAUACAUUUCGAACUAUUCAUUUUGAUUCCCCCAAUAUGACAUGUACCUUACUUACCUAAGGUACAGGUAUCAUCCCAACUUCUGCAAAUAUCCCUGCCUCACCAACCCUUCCACAUCACCGGCUCGCACAUAAAACUGACUAUUCUUGGUCAACGUAAUACUGCCAUAUUCCGUCUGAAUCUCGCCCGCAUCCUUCAACACGCGCACAUCAAUGAAAAUGUCCUGCGGAGGUUCCACACUCCCCGUCAAAUCAAUUUCUGUCCAUUGACCUUUGUACGCUGCGAGUAGAGAGGAAUAGGCAUGUGUAUAUUGUUCUUCUUCCGAUGAGAGAGUUGAUGUUGUUGUCGUCGUCGUCGUCAUCGUUUCUGAGAUUGUGUUGUUGUUGAUAUUUUGAUUUUGAUUAUUGUUGAUAUUCUCAUCAUCGUCGUUAUCAUCCAGGUUAUUCGAAUUCGAAGCAGAAGCAGAAGCAGCCAAAUUCCCCAACUCAACCACAUCCCUCCCCUCCCAACAGAACCCCUCCAAUUUCUCCGUCCUCGUCCGAUGAUAGGCGAGUAAACAUCUUUUAUUCCUCCUCAUAGACAAUUGAUUGACUAACAACGUACACGCCAAUUGAGGAUGUUCGUGUGGAUUGAACGAAGAAGUUGUGGUGGUGGAUGAUCUCGCGGUAUUGCUAUUGUUGGUGUUGUUGAUGGCAAAAGGUGCCAAAAGCGUAUUGAUUUCGCGAUCUAAAUCUCGGACUUCUUUGGUUACGGCGCGGAUCACGGUGGUGUUGUAAGGGGGUAGAUGGGGAAGGUUUUCGGUGCGGCGGGCGUCGUGGACGAGUUUGAGGGCUUGUUCGGCGUACAUCUUUGUUUGUUUUCUUGUCGAAGAAGCGGGAGAGGUAGAGAGGUUCCA
Messenger RNA from Sphaerulina musiva SO2202, 2213 nucleotides. Its product is annotated as chord-domain-containing protein. The transcript has 3 exons. Lineage: Eukaryota; Fungi; Ascomycota; Dothideomycetes; Mycosphaerellales; Mycosphaerellaceae. The record is from RefSeq and is a predicted model, not a curated record. Bases 184 to 1161 code for a protein of 325 amino acids.